This is a messenger RNA of Callorhinchus milii (elephant shark), 1491 nucleotides long. RefSeq names its product mucin-3A. NCBI's taxonomy places the organism in Eukaryota, Metazoa, Chordata, Chondrichthyes, Chimaeriformes, Callorhinchidae. The record is from RefSeq and is a predicted model, not a curated record. The transcript is spliced from 9 exons. Bases 48 to 1082 code for a protein of 344 amino acids.
CCAUUGCUACAACUGAAAACAACUGCGUGUGCAUCUGUCCUCUUGAUAUGUAUGGAUCCCAAUGUGAAAAUGGAAGGAAUGAAUCUUGCACUGUAUUCCACUCUGAUCCGCCAGAGAGAAAUGUAACAUUGGUCCUGAGGAUACACAGUGAGUGGGAUGAUAACCUGAAUCAGAAUUCAUCUCAAUACAUCUCCCUCACUCAACUGCUGGUUCAAAUACUGACUCCAUUCUACAGAGCAGUUGCUCCACAAUACUUUGUGGCAGUGGUGAUUACAAGUCUAAGGAGAGGAAGCAUUCUUGCAGAGGCUACAGGUGUCUAUCAGUAUGCCAACAACCAAACACAGAUUGACUAUUUAAACCAGAAACUGCCUGUGGCAUUGAUGAAUUUCAUUAACACAACGGAGAUUCUCAGUAACCUGUCUCGCAAUGUUAGCAGCACGGUGACCCUGGAUGACAUUUCUAUUCCAUCUCCAAUAAUCAACAGAACUGCCCAGUUGAACCUGUCCUGUGUUGUUCCAUUUCGUAACUACACAAUCAAUUGCAGUGAUCGGGAAAGCUGCAUCUGCGAGGGAACCUGUAAAAGGAUCCCAGGUUUCUGCUCUUGGAACGGAGAAUGCUUCAAUCAAGUCAACGGCUCCAUCUGCAGCUGUUACCACAAACCCUUCCACAAGUUCACAGGCACACACUGUGAGACCCCGGUCAAGACCAUUGGAUUAUACACGGUCUUGGGGGCGGUGCUGGCUGCCUGCCUGCUCCUUGUCAUCAUCAUCAUCAUCAUCAUUAUUGUUUACCGCAGACAAAGAACAAGGUACCCAGAAAAAGGCGAUCCAUUGAGAUGGUUCUCUAUAGAGGAAGAAUAUUUCAGCUUUCCACAAACAGAUCUGAACAAGGUCAUCUCAACACCCAGCAUCUCCCCUCUGGGGCGCACGGGUAAAUACAACCUGGACACGAAGCUGAAUGUGGAAAAGGACUUCACUCCAGGCAUAUGGAGACCCAACCUGGAGAAGGUAGACACCUCAGUGCAGAUACGAGCAAAGCGACCGGAGCUGGUCCUUCCUCUGAGCGACAAAGCGCGAGAGUAAAGGGAACGGGUCGCACAGCAGCACCCCCUCGCUGGCAGUUCGGAUCAAUUCCUGCUCUGUGUUACCGCAGAUCUUUGACACCAAUAUACAGACAUUCAAAAAAGGAAGCAAGAAAAAAAAUGAAAUCCUCUUCGGUUUCUUGCACCACGUUGCACAGUGACACAGUAAACUUCGGGGCAGAAACCACACCUUUGGAGAGGCAGCCGAGAAAAGCCUGUUGCCACUUUAUAUACGGUUAUAUAUUGAGGACGAUUUCCACGUUAACGCCAAGAGAACUUUGCACCUUAUAUUUGGUUGAAAACCUAGUUUGCCAAACAAUUGUAAAGCAAAUCAUUUCCUGCUCAGUCCUUGCUCUGCCCUUGGGGGCAGAUGGAUCCACAGCAGAACUUUGCAGUUUGUGUGUGAGUUU